AUGCCUGCCACCACGGCGGACGCCCUCUCCCUCGUUCAGCGCACCGUCACGGUCGCUCCUCUAGUUCUUCUCUCCGUCGCAGAUCACUACGGCCGCUCGGCCAAGGGUACCCGGAAACGUGUGGUUGGUGUGCUGCUGGGUGAGAACUCGGGUCAGAAUGUCCGGGUAUCGAACAGCUUUGCGGUGCCCUUCGAGGAAGAUGAGAAGGAUCCCUCUGUUUGGUUCCUAGAUCACAACUUUGUCGAGUCGAUGAGGGACAUGUUCAAGAAGAUCAAUGCUCGUGAGAAGCUGGUUGGGUGGUAUCACUCGGGCCCGAAGCUGCGGGCCUCGGAUUUGGAAAUCAACGAACUCUUCAAGCGCUACACACCGAACCCUCUGCUGGUGAUUGUGGAUGUCCAACCGAAGGAGGUUGGCGUUCCUACGGAUGCUUACUUUGCCGUGGAUGAGAUCAAGGAUGAUGGCACCACAACAUCAAAGACCUUCGUCCACACCCCGUCUAUAAUCGAAGCCGAGGAAGCAGAGGAAAUCGGAGUGGAGCACCUUCUCCGGGAUAUCAGGGAUGUCGCUGUCGGAACCCUCUCCACCCGCAUAACGUCGCAGCUUCAGUCGCUGCAGGGCCUGCACCUGCGUUUGCGCGACAUCGGCCAAUACCUGCAGAAGGUUCUUGAUCACGAACUCCCCGUCAACCACGCCAUUCUGGGCAAUCUCCAGGACGUCUUCAACCUCCUCCCCAACCUUACCACACCAGCCGCCACUCCGCGCAUCAGUGGCGCCCCCGAACAGCCGUCGGAGAACAGCGAACUCGCACGGGCCAUGAGCAUCAAGACCAACGAUCAAUUAAUGGCGAUCUACUUGAGUAGCUUGAUCCGCGCCAUCACCGCAUUCCACGACUUGAUCGAGAACAAGAUCCAGAACCGGCAGCAACAAGAGGAGAAUGAGCUGAAGAGGGAGCAAGAGGCCAACGCGGCCAAGACUGAGAAGGAGGCCGCGAAGAAGGCCAACAGCACCGCCAAUGGAGAGCAGAAGGAGGGUCAAGACAAGGAGAAGGCCAAGAAGAGCCAGAAGGAGUAG
This is a messenger RNA of Aspergillus tubingensis, 1071 nucleotides long. It is a transcript of the gene rpn8, whose product is annotated as proteasome regulatory particle lid subunit RPN8. The coding region runs from base 1 to 1071 and encodes 356 amino acids. Gene Ontology annotation, cellular component: proteasome complex; proteasome regulatory particle. The record is from RefSeq and is a predicted model, not a curated record. Gene Ontology annotation, biological process: proteasome-mediated ubiquitin-dependent protein catabolic process. The transcript is spliced from 3 exons. Lineage: Eukaryota; Fungi; Ascomycota; Eurotiomycetes; Eurotiales; Aspergillaceae. Gene Ontology annotation, molecular function: metallopeptidase activity; protein binding.